Solanum dulcamara is the source of this 7086-nucleotide messenger RNA. RefSeq lists its product as uncharacterized. Lineage: Eukaryota; Viridiplantae; Streptophyta; Magnoliopsida; Solanales; Solanaceae. The record is from RefSeq and is a predicted model, not a curated record. Gene Ontology annotation, molecular function: RNA binding; ubiquitin binding. The transcript is spliced from 17 exons.
AGUUAAAUACUGCCGAAUGCCGUGACUGUGCACUUGUUCCCACCGUUUUCCCUCUUCUCCUCUUUCCCGUCACUCCGCCAUGGCUACGACGGAGCACCCACUGAAGAAACGGAAGCUUUACGAACCAUCUCCACCGCUGCCUCAGUCACCGCCUCCUCCUUUGCCGCCGCAACCGCCACCUCUGCCUCAACAGCAGCCGGCGCUAACUUUCCAGCAGAGCAACGCUGCUCCCGCUCUAUCUCAGGAUGAAAUUCUCCGACGGAGAAGGAACCAAGAAGAGAUUCGAAAUGUUUAUGAGUGUUUCAAACGCAUUAAAUUCUGCAUCUCACAGAACGAUGAUCGUCUUUCUUCCGAACUCGAACAAGCAUAUCUUUCUCUCAUUACUGCCUCAAGAGGUUGCACAAGUGUACAACGUCUAGUGGCUGAUUUUAUUCCUCGAUUUGCUUCGUAUUGUCCCACUGCUCUUGAAGCUGCAGUGAAAGUUGUUAUCAAUAUGCAUAAUUGGAAGUUAGCUUUGAUUGGUAAAGGAGAAGAUACAGACGGUGUUGCAUUUGACACUGCUAAGGUGUGCAUUUUUGGUCUAGCUGAUAUCUGUCGAAGUGCUGCUGCUGAGGCACCAACAUCAUCAGUUAUUCGAGGAAUUUGCACCACCGUUUUUCGUGAUGCACUCACCUUCCUUAUAUCCUGUUUUGAAGGGAAGGAUGUUUUCGAGAUUGCUGACAAGGAAUAUUUUGGUAUUCAGGAUGCUCAUUUGUUCUCUAAGUACCAACAAAAGAUUUUAAACAAGGAACAACCGGUACUGCUCAAGCUAUCUGAGUUCCGUGUACUUUGUUUCCUCAGAAUUUUCUUUACUUGCCCCAAAAAUUCAAUUGCAACUUGUUUUGAGCUCAUCGGCUCUACUGGAUCGGAGGAAUCUAAGCGGGAAGGAUAUUACUUACUUCAUCAGUUAACUAACAGGCUUGAUGAUGCUGUUGGUUAUCUUAGGAAUGGAGGAAAUAGUGCUGUGAUAUCAUCAGCGAAGACCACAGAAACAAGUAGCAAAAGUAAGGAUGUGGAUGAUGGCCUUGCAACAUGUGGCAAACAAGGCUCGGACAAUCGCUCUCUUGUUUCGAAGAACUGCUUAUUAGGACUGGCUGUAGAGAAAGAUCAUUCUCUGAAGAGUUGGAUUUGCUCAAGGUUUAAGAAAUUAAGUGAAUCAGCUUCCUCUCAAGUUGUUUCAGAUAUUUCUGCAGUUCUUGAAGGAAUAUUGCAGUCUUUCUUGGAUGAAAUGAAGGCAGAAAAACUUCAUGAUGAUGGUGAUGAGGAUGGUUUGGAUACUGCAAAGUAUGCUAGUGAGUACUUGGGUCAUGAGCUAUCUGCUCAAAAAGUAACUCAAGUUUCUGUAAGCCCAGCAGUUCCUCUGGGAUCAAUUCACCGUUCCAGUAUGAGUUCAAAUACUAAUAGUGGUGAGCGUAGGUCUGUAGUUUUCGAUUCUAAAGAGUCUGGAGAUUUAACGAAUACUAGGCCUUCUGUGCAUAUGGAGGUCUAUAACCAGCAGAUUCUUUCACCUAUUGCUAGAACACCAUCGAACUUGAGAAGUAGUUCAUCUGAUGGAGGACACCAUGUCAUGAUGGAGAAUCACCGAAUUGUUAAUGUGGACCGUCCUCUACCAGCCUCAAGAUCAUCAACAGGAGGCAUGAGUUGUUCCAUGGAGUCACCUAUGCAGCGUUUGCCACUGUCUCAUUCUUCCACAAAUCAAGUGAUUUGGUACACUGAUGGAGACUCAGCUGCAGCAGACAUCUUUCCCGCUUCAAAACAGCUAUGGUUGGGGUCUUUAGGCCCUGAUGCAUCUGAAGUUCUUGUCAGACAUAAGUUUGAGAUGUUUGGUCCAGUAAAUCAAUUUGCAUUCUUUGCAUUCAAAGGUUUUGCUUUGGUUGAGUACCAAAACAUUAUGGAUGCGGUGAGAGCCAGGGAAAUCAUGCAGGGAAAUUCUCUUUGGGGUGCUGGUCUUCGAAUAAAAUUCUUGGAUAGAGGAUUUGGUACUAAGGGGGCUAUAAAUGGUGUUGCUGUUGGUUCUAGUUGCUAUAUUUACAUUGGAAGUGUUCAGAGCCACUGGAUGAAGGAUGAUGUCGUGCAUGAGCUGAGAAAAUCACUUCAAAAAGGUCCUCGGAUGGUUACUGAUCUAGGCAGCGAAGGAGCAUUGCUGAUGGAGUUCAACACACCUGAGGACGCCACAAUUGCGAUGAAUCAUCUGAGGCACUGGCGUAAGGUAAGGAGUGACUGCGUUCAGCCCUUAGGUCCAACUAAUGCUUCCAUGCGUACUGAAGGUAUAAGACCUAGCUCUACAUCUGUUUAUGUUGGUACGGGAAGCAAUUUUUGUGCCAAUAGUACUGUUGGGCCAUCUCACUUCCAGAACGUGCUUGAGAACCAUUCUGACAGUCAUGUUCCAAGAAUAUCACAUCUAUCUUCGUUGCUUUCACAGUUGAGCACCAAAUAUAAUGUCAAAUAUGAUCCUGGCUAUAAUAGUCAUCAUGUACCAGGGAAUUGUGAAACUGGAUUCUUGGGAGGAGAUUCAAUGCAGACAAAUACACUACGGAUUAGCAUUCCAAAUGGUAGCUCCUUGUUUAUCACAGAAGAUGAGCUUUUGGCUAUUUGUAAUCUUGCCAUUGACAACAAAGGUUCUAUCAUCAGGUUAAUGAGAGAAAAUAUGCCUAUGGGUUCUUGUUGGCUAGUUGAAUGCAGCAGCAUGGAUUCUGCAAAUACUCUCCUGAAGAACCUUCGUGAUUGUCCUGGGUUAUUCUUCCAGAUAGAAUUCAGUCACUCUGGCCAGCAUCAUAUUCAUGUUCCUGUAAAAAAUGAAGGUAGUAUUCUGGAGCUGACAUCACCCAGACUAAAUCCAGAGCAAGGCAGCAUGUCUCAUGCUGGAUAUGCAUUUCAGUCAAACUGGACACAUGUAGCAAGCAGAGGGAUGCCCGAAGUUGGUUCUAGAAAAAAUGAUAUGAUGAUUCCAGUUCCAUCCCCGAGAGGUAAUCAUAUAUUCUCUGGUGCUGCUAAUGACAUGUGGAUGCACAGGAAAUCCGAAGCAGAGAUACAUUCUAGACCGGGAAUCGUUGCCUGCAAUCCUGCACCUCCUCAAGCGCCGCCUCUUAGACCACUACAGCCUCUUCAAGGACCUCCUACUGUGCCACCGCCUGUUCAAGCACUUCCUCCUGCUGCCCCACAGCCAAUCCAAGGACCUCUUAUUGCUCCACCACAUCAAGCACAACCUCCGACUUUUGUGCGCCCAAUGUAUUUCCCCCCAAGUGGGUGGGAUUCACGUGGUUUGAACCAUAACUUGCCCCCAAAUCCAAUUCCACCCGGUGCAAUGCCUACUAAUCUUCAUCAUUGUUCAGCUGCACCGCCAUUUGUACCUGCUUCUGUGACUCCACUGUCCCAAAUACAAGGCACCUCCAUGCCACCAUUUGACCAUAUGUUUGCUGUGCCUGUUGUUCGACCACCAGUGACGUCUUUACCACCACAACCACCACCUCAGCUUGACCCAUUACCCCCAUUACCUCCACCUGUCUUGCAGCCUCCAUUACCUUCAUCCCCACCCCCACUACCUUACCCUGACCCACCUAAUAUUCCUCCUCCACCUAGUUCCCCGCCUCCUCUCCCGCCUGCACUAUCUGAACCUUCAAAUUCAGAAAGUUCUAAACAAUAUUUGCAGUGUCAGUGGCAGGGCUCCUUGAGUAAAAGUGGAGUUCAUUACUGCACGAUUUAUACCCAAAGAGUAGAGUCAGAUAUUUGCAGGUAUCCAAAUGCCAGUGCUGAGCCCACAGAAUGGCCUGUGAAGUUGGAUAUGACCAAACGCACUGAUUUUCGGCAUGUCAGAUCAACAUUUUGUAGUACACCACCCCACAAAAAGGAGAUAUGCUGGUUGCUACCUUCUUCUCCAGUGGACCAUAAGGGCUUUCAAGAUUUUGUAGCAUACUUGAAGCAGAGGGAAUGUGCUGGUGUAAUUAAAAUCCCAGCCGUAAACUCAAUGUGGGCAAGGCUUCUCUUCAUCCUUCCACAGUCAUCUGAUAACUGCUCUAUGCUCUCAGUUGCACCUAAUCCUUCUCUUUGUCUACUUGGUCUGGUGGUGCCUAAAGAGACAAACUCUGAAUGCGUGUGAUGCUAGUCUAUGUGGGCAAUACCGCAUUGGAAAAAGGAUAUGUCGAAUCGCUAUAGUAACCAAAACAGGAACGAAAAAACUCAGAAGAAGUUUGCUCCAAAGAAGGAAAUGAACAAUUCUCAAACCCUAGCUAAUUCCUUCAGGCAAUCAGUUUCUAUGAAAUCCGAAGGAAAUUCCAACGCCGUUAACUCCAGCAGCGCCGGUUCUUCUGCGGGAGAGCUCAAGAGUAGGGUUAGGAUUGGAGAAAGUGGCGCCUGGGUUUCCGCUGCUAUUCCUAGUGGAAAUUUCGUGGAUUAUUUGCCUCAGGAUGAGGCUGUAGCAGCUGGGCUUGGAGCCGAUGAAGGUGCAUUGGAUCCCGUGGAGUCGCAGCGUGUGGUUGAUGUUUUGAACAGGGAGUUAUGUAGGUUACUGAAGAUGAAUGCAAGAGAUUUCUGGCGAGAAGUGGCCAGCGACAGUUCCCUUCACUCUUUUCUUGAAAGCUUUCUGAAGUUCAGGAGUAGGUGGUAUGAUUUUCCAUAUCGAGGAGCCAGGGGUAUAGUUGCUGGGGUCAUUGUUGGAGAGUUUGAGCUCUGCCGGCGUAUCUUUAUGAUCUUAUAUCGCAUAUCGUCAAAUCGGGACCCUGGAGCUAAGACUGCUGAUAGUCUUACUCAGAAUGAUCACGAAGCCCUUUUGCAGGAGAAGAAGUUGCUUAAUUUACCGAAGUUGUUAGACGUAUGUGCCAUAUAUGGUCAUGAAAACGAAGAUCUGACAAGAAUAUUGGUCAUCAAUGCCAUAAAGUCACAGCCAUGGAUCCAUGAUGAUCUUUCAUCUGUUAUUACACACUUUCUUAGCAUUGUGCAGACUAUGUAUGAGAGGUGUAGCUCAUCGUUAGAGGUUUUAUUUUCCUCCGGUCACUUUCAAGAUCAUGGGCACAGUCGACUUCAAACAGACUAUCUAGAGGUGAUGGAUUUCUUAAAUGAUGCUGUGGUAUCUAUGGAUGCGUUUGUCAAUGCGUAUAAGCAAGCAUCCAUCUACUUCUGCUGUCCUGUUGAAAUGAGUCAUGGGAAUGAGGAGGUGCUUACUACCCUUGCAAGAUUGCAUAAUUCAUUGCUGCCCUCUUUGCGGCGGGGUUUCCACAUAAUUUUAACCUCCGGAGAGAAAGGUUUGAUGGAGUCAUCUAAUGAAAUGCGCUCAAAUGUUUUUGUCAGUCUCAAAAUGUUAUCCACAAGGAUAGUAAAUUUUGGUUGGAAGCUACUGUACUUGUGCUAUUUAAGUGAUGACGCUUUUGUUGAAAGUUCUCCGCUUCCUGCUACCAUGAAAAUGUUCCCUACCAAUGUGGAGGAUCCUGCUAUAAGAGCAGAUAUAUUAGUGCAGUCAGUGAGGGAUAUCAGUGGAGAUUACUCACAGGCUCUAGAGGGCCAUAGCAAAGGCACAUUUCUCCAAAUCAUUGACAAAAAUCACAACAUAAUGAGCAGAAUUGAGUUACUGCGGAAUACAGGGUGGAUAUCCAUGGAUGAUGAUCAAUUCAAGUUUCUGUCGGGGAUCACGAUACACCCAGUAGAAGAUAAUAUUGGAAGGGCAGCCCAUCCGGCAGCCUCCGAAAAAGACAACCGACCACAGGUUGAUGAAGACACUGCCAUUAUGGAGUCAAAAAUAAGUCAAAUAAAAGACCUGUUCCCUGAUUAUGGAAAAGGUUUCUUAGCUGCUUGUCUUGAAGUAUAUAACCAGAAUCCUGAAGAGGUCAUUCAAAGGAUUCUUGAGGGUGCCCUUCAUGAGGAAUUGCAGUCUUUGGACGUCUCCUUGGAGAAAAUACCACCACCCAAAUCUGGUGUUGCAUCCAUGGCCAGAAAUGACAAAGGUAAAGGGAAACUAGUGGAAUCUGCGCCAAUGCCCCCUAGAAACAUUGUGCCCGCAUUAUCGCCUUACCAAGCUGUAGGCUCUUCUAAUUCAUCUAUAUCUUCAACUGGAAGAUUUAUCAGGAAAACAACCAGUGAAGAGCCUGCUUCCUUGACACUUGACUCUAGAGAUGCAAAGGAUUUGGCAAAAACCCUUGCACUUUCGUCACAACUCGAGUACGAAGAUGAGUAUGACGACUCAUUUGAUGACCUAGGCCUAAGUAUUGAUGAUUCAGCAUUUGAGGAAACUGAGAACCUCCAAGACAAGUCAAACUUCAGCCGUGGGAGAAAUUCUGAAGUUGAUAAUGAUAGCUCAGCUUCCAACGCUUCUAAAUGGGGAUCACGAAAGAUGCCACAGUUUUACGUCAAAGACGGCAAGAACUAUAGUUACAAAGUUGAGGGUUCUAUUGCAGUGGCUAAUUACAAUGAAGCUUCUUUAGUAAAUCAAUCUCAGAAGGAGUUGAUACACGGGCUGGGACGAGGUGGCAAUCUUCCUUUGGGUGCAGUUAAACGGCUGACCGAGUCAAAGGAGGAGAAAGACGAUGAGCCGGAAUCAAAUGAAAUGGGUGGAAGGGGGAGAGGUCGAGGGUUCUUCAGAGGAGGAAGAGGUGGGAGAAGAAGAGAGUCAAACGAGGAGAAAGACGUUGAGCCCAAAUCAAAUGAAAUGGGUGGAAGGGGAGGAGGUCGAGGGUUCUUCAGAGGAGGGAGAGGUGGGAGAAGAGGGGGAGAGUCAAAUGAGGAGAAAGAGGAUGAGCCGGAAUCAAAUGAGAUGGGUGGAAGCGGGGGAGGUCGAGGGUUCAGAGGAGGGAGAGGUGGGAGAAGAGGAGGGGGUAGAUCAAGUCAUUACAGAAAGGACCAAGCCAUGAAAAAACACUUUUCAGGUUUGACGGGCCAUUGAUAUGGAAGCUUUCUUUACAUGUCUACAAAUUGUUGAUAAGCCACCAGAAAAAAAAGACAUUACCUUUUAGUUAACUUACAUGAGUUUUCAACCGACUGUAUACGUGAUUCCCUCGGGGAAGAAAUUUCACUUGGAUUUUGUUUUCAUCGAAUACACUAUAGUAUAUACCAUGGCUCAAA